Tachysurus fulvidraco (yellow catfish) is the source of this 2278-nucleotide messenger RNA. RefSeq names its product acyl-CoA synthetase family member 2 (gene acsf2). Gene Ontology annotation, molecular function: medium-chain fatty acid-CoA ligase activity. Gene Ontology annotation, biological process: fatty acid metabolic process. NCBI's taxonomy places the organism in Eukaryota, Metazoa, Chordata, Actinopteri, Siluriformes, Bagridae. The transcript is spliced from 16 exons. The record is from RefSeq and is a predicted model, not a curated record. Bases 315 to 2126 code for a protein of 603 amino acids.
GAGGUGACGUGUCGAAGUGGCCUCAGCAUUAGGACCUUUGGUUGUAACUUCAGUUCCAAAGUUUAACUAGUCUUCGACCAAUCAAAUCAUAUCUCCUCACAUCAUAUCAGCUGCUCACAGUUGGAUGAAAAGAGGAAUGAAUACAAGAGCCGUGUAGACGUUUCUGUUGUGGUUUUAAGACAUAUAUAUAUAUAUAUAUUUACUGCACAGCGUGUAACAGCGUUGGGUAAAGUCUCGAUUGCAGCGCAGUGACACUUGAACAGCUUGUGGAACUCGACGUACAGUCUUUAUUUACAUUUGCAUUUGCAGUGGAAAUGUGGCCGAGGUUUCUGGCAGCUUUGCGCGCAACUGGUGUCCUCUCUAAACCUCCACGACUUCUGCACAAGACGCCUUGUUUAUCAGUUCAGCCCAGUUGUUCUAUUCAUGUAGACACUCCUCCCAGUGUUCCGACUCUCACCACCAGCUAUGCCCACGGUGUCAGCUCGUAUUCCUUACAGUCUCUCACUGUGGGCCGGUGCCUGCAGAUCAGAGCGGAAAGCACCCCUGAUCGUGAAGCUGUUGUCUUCCUGCAGGAUGGCAUCAGGAAAACAUUUUCUGAGUUCCAGACCGAUGUGGAUCAGGCAGCUGCAGGUCUGAUGGCUCUGGGUCUGAAGAAGGGAGAUCGAUUAGGCAUGUGGGGACCCAACACCUAUGAAUGGAUUCUGAUGCAAUUUGCCACAGCAAAGGCUGGCAUCAUCUUGGUAUCUGUGAAUCCAGCUUAUCAGUUGCAGGAGUUGGAAUAUGCACUAAACAAGGUUCAGUGCCAAGCAAUUGUGUGUCCAACUAAAUUUAAGACCCAGAAGUACUACGACAUGUUGAGGCAGCUCUGCCCUGACUUAGAUACUGCUUCCCCGGGGUGCAUCAAGAGUUCCAGAUUGCCAGAUUUAAGUACUGUAAUUGUAACUGACAGUAAGCAGCCUGGUGCUUUCCAGUGGAAGGAUCUGAUGCAGGCAGCGAGCAGCCAGCACUACCAGGAGCUGGAGGAUUUGCAGAAGAAACUUAAUUUUGAUGACCCUAUUAACAUCCAGUUUACAUCGGGAACCACUGGGAGUCCCAAAGGAGCUACACUGACGCACCACAAUAUUGUCAACAAUGCAUAUUUUAUUGGUUUGCGUGUAGGAUAUGACUGGAGGCGGACGAUUAAAGUGUGUUUGCCAGUGCCACUGUACCACUGUUUUGGCUCCGUAGGUGGGGGGAUAGUGAUGGCAGUACAUGGUGUCACACUGGUCUUUCCCUCCACUGGGUAUGAUGGACGUGCCAACCUGGCAGCUAUGCAGAAUGAGAAAUGCACAUUUGUCUAUGGCACCCCUACAAUGUACAUAGACAUGAUGGGACAGCCUGACCUGGCCAAGUUUGACCUGUCAUCUGUUGAAGGAGGCAUUGUAGCUGGCUCUCCCUGUCCUCCUGAGGUUUUAAAGAAAGUAGUCAAAGUCAUGGGCAUUAAGGAAAUGACGAUUGGAUAUGGUACCACCGAGAACAGUCCGGUGACCUUCUGUGGCUUCCCAGUUGACAACAUGGAUAGAAAGACAGAAAGUGUUGGAUGUAUUGGCAACCACCUUGAGGCAAAAGUGGUUGAUCCUACAACAGGACACAUUGUUCCUCUUGGAACUCCAGGAGAGCUCAUGAUCAGAGGUUACUGCGUCAUGCUGGAAUAUUGGCAAGAUGAAGUGAAAACCAAAGAGUGCAUUACUAAGGACCGCUGGUACAAAACCGGUGAUAUUGCCAGUUUGGACAAGUUUGGCUACUGCAAGAUAGAAGGACGGAUCAAAGACAUGAUAAUCCGUGGAGGCGAAAAUAUCUAUCCUGCUGAAAUCGAGCAGUUCCUGCACACACACCCUAAAGUCAAGGAAGCACAGGUGAUCGGGGUGAAAGAUGAGAGGAUGGGUGAAGAGGUUUGUGCUUGCAUCAGACUGAAGGAUGGUCAGGAGUGUACUCCAGAGGAGAUAAGGGCGUUCUGCAAAGGCCAGAUUGCCCAUUUCAAGAUUCCCCGCCAUGUCGUUUUUGUUCAGGGCUAUCCUCUUACUGUCUCAGGGAAGAUCCAGAAGAACAAACUGCGGGAGCAGACAGAGAGACAGCUGGGACUGUGAAGUCGGAGACGUGUGGUAUUUUUAAACAAAUGAAAAGCUAACGUACCUCUAGCAACGUAACCGUUCAUAACCUUUAUUUUUUAACAGAAUUGUAUUAACACUUUAUAUUUGUUACACUGUUAAACAUAUUAAAGGCACAUUAAGGUAUUACA